Dibothriocephalus latus is the source of this 360-nucleotide messenger RNA. NCBI's taxonomy places the organism in Eukaryota, Metazoa, Platyhelminthes, Cestoda, Diphyllobothriidea, Diphyllobothriidae. The record is from the annotation of a GenBank genome assembly.
AUGUGUAUUACCAUUAUUUUCAGUUUACUCCAGGAUCACUGUGCAGCUCUAAAUACCUAUCGAGAUUUAUACAUGGUUCAAUGCGGAUACACUCUUCGUGUAAUCGGAUCCAAGUAUGUUCUCUUGCAUUUGAAAGUAUUUCCUGGAAGAAUAAGCAAGUUUUAUACGAUUUUUAGAGGUGAUCCGAACCAGAAGCUCGAAUACAUUGGGAUUUUGUUAAGUCGAUGGAGGAAGUUGAUCAACGAUAAGCCAAUUGAAGAACUCACAGAUAUGGCUACGGAAGAAGUUGCCCGGUACGAGUCAGGUGCUUUACCACCACUGGUGCGUCCCAACAAACCAAAGAAAUCGGCACACGACUGA